CCAAGUUGGAGGAACUAGGGGCCCUGAUCACCCAGACAACCAGCUGCUGCAUUCUCACAGGAACUAGCACACAGCAACAGGAAACAUGGGUCCAAGGCUGCUCAUUUCUGGAGCUGGUCUCCUGCUGUUGGUGGUGGGGCUCAUGGGAAUGCUGCCCUCUUCUGAGCUGCGGCCACCUGGUUUCACCCCUACUAUGUGGUUUGACACCCAGCAUGUAAAUAUGUCCCACCCCCAAUGUAAUCCUUCCAUGCAAGUGAUUAACAGUCUAACUAGGUUUUGUAAAAACAAAAAUACUUUUCUUCAUACAACUUAUGUUAACGUUGUUAAUGUUUGUGGCUCCCCAAACAUUCAAUGUAGUAGCUCUACACAAAAUAACUGUCAUGACAGUCCACACCAGGUGGAUAUAACAGUCUGUGACCUCAUAGGACCUCGAGCAGUUUAUCCAAACUGCAACUAUCAUCAGACACAAGCAACAAAGUACUACACAGUUGCUUGUAACCCAAAAUCUCCACAGGACACUGUCCCAUUUCCGAUGGUUCCAGUUCAUCUGGAUAAGACGUUUUAGCUCCUGUACCAGCAUUUCCUGCCAUGGCUCACCUCCAGCAAUAUGGUCAGACUGAAGAUCCAACUCCUCGACCACAUCUGAUUCUCUCCUCCUAGAACAAGUCCCCAACCUCUUACUUCGCAGCUGACCUCCUGCCCUCUGUGACCUAUGCAAUAAACA
Dipodomys ordii (Ord's kangaroo rat) is the source of this 724-nucleotide messenger RNA. RefSeq names its product ribonuclease, RNase A family, 2 (liver, eosinophil-derived neurotoxin) (gene Rnase2). Gene Ontology annotation, biological process: innate immune response in mucosa; chemotaxis. Gene Ontology annotation, molecular function: RNA nuclease activity; nucleic acid binding. Lineage: Eukaryota; Metazoa; Chordata; Mammalia; Rodentia; Heteromyidae. The transcript is spliced from 2 exons. The coding region runs from base 86 to 565 and encodes 159 amino acids. The record is from RefSeq and is a predicted model, not a curated record.